Drosophila willistoni is the source of this 6316-nucleotide messenger RNA. Its product is annotated as adenylate cyclase type 6. The coding region runs from base 255 to 6143 and encodes 1962 amino acids. Gene Ontology annotation, biological process: cAMP biosynthetic process; adenylate cyclase-activating G protein-coupled receptor signaling pathway; intracellular signal transduction. The record is from RefSeq and is a predicted model, not a curated record. Gene Ontology annotation, molecular function: adenylate cyclase activity. The transcript has 28 exons. Gene Ontology annotation, cellular component: plasma membrane. Lineage: Eukaryota; Metazoa; Arthropoda; Insecta; Diptera; Drosophilidae.
GUUAGGCCCCAAACCAUCUCAAUGGACGGAAAAGUGACAGAAAUGUUGGUGAAAAUCAAGUGAUCGAGUGAUGAGAUCGUCAAAAAGAAAAAACCUAAAUUAAAGUGAUCAAAUUUUGACAAAAAUUGCAUACAAAUUGAAAUCUAAAAUAAAAAUAACGAUAUGGAAGAGAUUCCCGAAAUGAUGAUCAGUCUUUUGUAAAAUCGCCAAGGCAAACCGAAAAGCAGAGAGAAAAAACAUUUAUUACGCAAAAAAUGAGCUCGACAACUGGAGCUGGAGCCGGAGUAGGAGGCACAGGCGGAGGAGGAGGUACCACCGGAGGCGGCAGUGGUGGUGGUGGCGGCAGUGCCAGUGCCACAGCCACUCAUAUCUUUCGUUCGUUGUCAUCGGAAAGCCAGAAACGAGAAUGGUCGAAGCGACUUUCCCUCAGGGGAAUGCGACAUGGUGGUGGCGGUGGAGGUGGUGCGGUUGCCGGAGGAGCUGGUUUAUCAGCCAGCAAAGAGGAAAGCAAGCACAGAAAAUUCUUUAGCCGUUCGGCUUCAUUGAAACAGGCUGGAAGCAGCAGCACGCAAACCUCCAUGGAAUUGCAUGUACCUGGUCAGUCAUCAGGCGGAGGUGGAGGUGGAGUUGGUAGUGCUGGAGCGGGAGCUGGUUCACCAUCAUCGACAACCAACCAACAGCAAGCGCUAACACAGCCAUCAACACCCAAGAAAUCCAAUUGGGAGGUGAUCGAACAUUUCAAUACGAAUGCCAAGGGAGGCAAGGCCAUGGUUAGCAGCAGUUUGAUUGCGGCCGGCAUCACGCGGUGUAAUAUAGAUGAAUCCAUGGAUUCGACAAACUCCAGUUCCACCUGCCACAGUCCUAUGAUCUAUCAACGUGAUGAGGCCCAGCUGUUGCAACAAAGUGAAUCUAAUGCCAAUGUUGAGGCGAAUCAUUCAACUAAUUCGACCGGCGGAGGCGGUGGUGGAGGAGGUGUUGGCGGAACUGGAGGUGGCGGAGCACUUAGUCCUAGCAUAUCCUUUUGGUUUCGCUUGAACCGCAUCAUUUUACGUCUCUGUUCGACGCACCAGUUUAAGAAUCUUCAGGUGGAAAUGCUAUAUCAGCGAUAUUUUUUGCGCAUGAAUCAAAGUAACACAACGCAUAUUUUGGCCCUUCUAUUGGCUCUCAUUUUGGCCCUGUCGUGCACUCAUAUAGUUUUCACCACAUUGCAAUUGCGUCGGACGUUUGCAACAAACCUCGCCUCAUCCUCAUCGGCGUCGUCGUCAACGACAUCGACGUCAUAUGCAAUAAAAAUGGAAAGCCUCUAUCUGGACAUGAAUGGCACUGCCGGUGCCAAUUCCACAUUUAUACCACUCAACACCAUGGCUUCCAUGGUCAGUGGCAACUUAACGACAACCGCAACGACACCAACAAACGUUCAACAAAUUGACAAUGGCAGAAAUUUCAAGUCCAACCGCGACCUUGUUGAUUUUGAUGUUGAUGUGGAUGUAGAUGCGGAUGAUAAUAUUCGCGUCGACGACGGCAGAACCAGAAGGCAGAAACGGAAACAUUAUCGACGACGCCUCCACAAGCAUCGCUACAAGCAACAUCCCCCAUAUCGAACCAGAUACAGAAUGCGAGCAAAACGUAGUCAAAAUGGGGAUGUGAAUGAAUAUGAAGCUUUGGUCUUGGCACAGGAAGAGAAUGACCAGGACCAGAUGGCCAUGGAGUUGGAGUUGGAGAAGAAGGCUCAACUGAUUGUUGACAUUGCCCGACUGAAUGCUGAUUUUGAGCCUGAUGCUUAUGCUGAUGCCGUUGACGUUGCCGUUGCCGUUGCCAAUCCUGAUGCUGACAACAAAAACGAUGUUUACAUUGCUGAUGGCAUUAAACGCAUUACGUAUACGCCGCUUGUCCACCAAUCGAAUACCAACAAAAGCAGUUACAGCAACGGUAGUAACAUCGAACGUGAUGAAGUGUCCAGGAAUACAUCCUACUCGAAUGUUGAUGAUAAUUUGGACACUUCAUUGACUUACUACGCGCACAUUCUGUCAUCGGUGAUUACGCAAAUUGAUGAGUCUGUGUUGAUUUUUCUUAUUGUGAUGCUAAUCUGUGGCAUUGUCUAUGCAUUUCUCCUUUGCAUACUCUCAAAGCCAGCAAUGAAUGAAAUAUUCCUUGUGCUUGUCUCCUAUGUCAUUUUGGGCACAUUCCUGGCCAUUGAAAUUGCCGUCAGCUAUGCCAUGCAACCCAGCAAAUCCUUCAAUGGCAGCUCGUGCUGCAUCGUUCUCAUCUAUAUGACAUACACGAUGUUGCCGCUGCGAUUGCGGGAGGCUCUUAUCGGCGGCAUUCUGUUGAGUGCUGCCCAUAUCUAUACCUGUUUGAGAUACACAACCAACGCCGGCGAGCAGCAGGACGAUGAUUUCCAGUUGAUGGAGGCCGAUACAAGCGUACAUUGGCAAGAGCUGCUGUGCACAUCGGUGGCUUUGGUGUUGGCCAAUUUGACCGGCAUAUACACCCACUGGCCAAAGGAGAAGGCCCAACGCAAAGCCUUCAUAGAGACGCGUCAAUGUAUCGAGGCUCGUUUGAGAACUCAGCGAGAGAAUCAACAGCAGGAACGGUUGCUACUCUCUGUCCUACCCCGACAUGUUGCCAUGGAGAUGAAGGACGAUAUUGCGGGCCAGCCACGUGACACACAGUUUCAUAAGAUUUACAUACAACGCCAUGAGAAUGUCAGCAUUCUCUUUGCGGACAUUUGCGGUUUCACGAGCCUCUCGGAUCAGUGCACGGCCGAGGAAUUGGUGCGUCUGCUCAACGAACUUUUUGCACGCUUUGAUCGAUUGGCCGCCGAGCAUCAUUGUCUGCGCAUUAAGCUCCUGGGCGAUUGUUAUUAUUGUGUCUCCGGUUUACCCGAACCAAGGCCGGAUCAUGCACAUUGCGCAGUGGAAAUGGGACUCGAUAUGAUUGACGCCAUAGCAUUGGUGCGUGAGGUGAUGGCUGUGAAUGUCAACAUGCGUGUGGGCAUCCAUACGGGACGAGUCCAUUGCGGGGUUUUGGGCCUGGUCAAGUGGCAGUUCGAUGUUUGGUCCAAUGAUGUGACCCUGGCCAAUCACAUGGAGAGUGGCGGUAUACCGGGACGCGUUCACAUUACCAAGGAAACACUCAAGUGUCUGGAUGGUGAUUACGAAGUGGAGGCUGGCAAAGGAGCCGAACGUAAUUCCUAUCUCAAGGAUCAUCAGAUUGAAACGUAUCUAAUUGUGCCUGGUGAUAUCUAUAGGCCGCACAAAAAGUCGAGAAAUCGUUUGCAGGUUAAUGGCAAUAUAUCAAAAGAGCUUCGCAUGAUGGGACACGGCACAGCUCAGAAACAUACAUCGAAAUUCGGUUUCGGCGAUAGCGCUGAAAGUGCCAAAGAUCCCGAAGAUGAGGUCAACGAAUAUCUAAUGAGAGCCAUUGAUGCUCGCAGUAUAGAUCAUCUGAGGGCAGAGCAUUGUCAGUCGUUGCUUUUAAGCUUUAAAAAUAAUACUCUUGAGAGGAAGUAUGCCAGUGAACCGGAUCGCAUGCUGUGUGUAUAUUUCUACUGCAGUUUGUUGGUGCUGCUGGGUACGACUAUUAUGCGCUUGGCUGUGUUCCAAAGUUCCCUCCUGUCGCUUUGCUUGUCCCUGGGCGCUUUGUUGCUGUUGAUGUUUCUGGUAUUUCUGGUGGCUUGUCAUAAAAUCAACGCCAAGCUGCCAGUUGGCAUCAAACGCUUCUCAUUGCAUAUUCAUAGCAAUCGCAGGUUAUCGCAGUUUUUUGCCUUUGCCACAGUUGCAUUGAUUGCACUCACCACCCUCCUGGCCAUGUUCCAGGAAUCGUAUAGACAAUUGUCAGCAUUGGACAACAAAUGGUUUUAUCUAAAUAUAAAUAAAACAUCCAAUGUCUACAAUAUUAACAAGGAUAUGCUUAAAGAACAGGAGCAACACCUAACCAGUUGUGAUUUCUACUUGGCCUACAAUACAUUUCUUCUCCUCACAUUGCUUUCGAUGAUGAGCUGUGCCACGUAUCAGGUUCUACGUAUUCUACUAAAAUUGAUGCUCCUGCUCUUUGCCUCUGGUAGCUACAUGGCCUGCUCCAGCUAUCUCUAUAUGCGGCAUAGAAGGGACAUGUCUGUGGAUGUCGAGUUGAACAACGAGGUCGCACUGCUGCGCUAUAUAAUUGAUUCAAUCUUUUUGCUGGCCUUUAUGCUAGCUUUGAUUUUUCACAGCCAUCAGACCGAGGCCACUUAUCGUUUGGACUUCAUUUGGAAACUCCAGGCAACGGAGGAAAAAGAGGACAUGGAACAUCUGCAGGCUUAUAACCGUAAACUGCUCGAAAAUAUUCUGCCAGUUCAUGUUGCCGAGCAUUUUCUGAGCCGCGAGAAGCACCUUGAUGACUUGUAUCACGAGCAAUGCGAUUCGGUUUGCAUACUCUUUGCCAGCAUACCAAAUUUCUCAGAAUUCUAUGUGGAACUGGAAGGCAAUAACGAGGGAGUCGAAUGCCUGCGUCUGCUCAAUGAGAUUAUAGCCGAUUUCGAUGAGCUGCUAAGUGAAGAGCGUUUCCGAUGCAUUGAGAAAAUCAAGAGCACUGGCGCCACCUAUAUGGCUGCUUCCGGUUUGACUGUGAACACUUGUGACCAAGUGAAUUUCACUCAUGUCACUGCCAUGGCCGACUAUGCUCUGCAGCUGUUUGACAAAAUCGAGGAGGUUAAUAUGCAUUCGUUUAACAAUUUUCGUAUGCGAAUAGGCAUCAAUAUUGGCCCUGUGGUGGCUGGCGUAAUUGGCGCCUGUAAGCCGCAAUAUGAUAUUUGGGGGAAUGCCGUUAACGUCGCCAGUCGCAUGGACUCUACGGGACUUGUCGAUCACAUACAGGUGACCCAGGAGACCCAACAGAUACUUGAGAAUCGUGGCUUCGAGCUCACCUGCCGCGGCAGUGUCAAUGUCAAGGGUAAGGGUUCCAUGAUCACCUAUUUCCUGAAGGGCAAGGCCAAGACGCCAUUGGAAGAUUUGACCAAAAUCGAGAUAGAACCACCCAAAACUCUCAGCCUGGCCAAUGAAACGAAAUCUCACGAGGAUGAAAAAAAGGAAGAGGAACAGAAGCUUAAAAAUGAGAGCGAAACGGAAACGAAAUCCACGCCUGAUCCUUCCAAAGAGGACACCAAAGCUGACACAGAGGAUGAAGAUGACAUCGAUCUCAACUCGAAUAUGCAAAAUCUGACAGCUCAGCGUCGAAAAUCUUUGUGCAGGCAGCAUAAUAUAUCCUCAUCCUUUGGCACCAAUGUCAGCAGCUCCACCGGCAUAACACCCUCGAUCUCGAACAGUUCCAGUGUGGUCACCAUUGGCACCCUGCCCGCCCUGCUGCGCAACGCGAAUAAUGCCCCGAACAACAAUGACAGCUGCUCCGAUUGUGGGCCAAACAAGUGUGUCCUGACACCCACCACUACGGUGCCAGCACGAACUUUGGUGGCCGAUCUGAAAGAUGAGAUAGCCCGCGAUGAGAAAAGUAAUCUCAAGGAUUCCAUUGAGAAUCUAGAGAUACUCCUCAAGAAUAACAUCAGCCUAUCCGAUUUGAGUAACAAACAGCAACAGAAUCUACGUGGCGAAAUGGUGAUUUCCGGAGGCACAUCCACCGCCUCCUCCACUCUAAGGAAACGGGACACCAUUGUGAGUUUCAAUGUCACCGAAUCUCUGACAAAUACAUCGACAGCCACAACUCUGACCACGAAGAAGCGUCGCUCCAUAGUGGCCACCAUGGCCACAGCCAGCACUUGCAACAGCAACACCAAUAGCAACAACAGCAGCAGCAGCAGCACCACCACUUGCACCACCAGCACCACAACGGGCAGCAGCACCACAACAACAACGACAACCACCAUGCGUCUGCUAUCGAAUGAGAGUCAAAGUUCGACCCAAACGGCCCCCGGAACACUGGAGACAACGACGAGUGUCCAGCAACAAGAUUGGCAGCCCAAUCGAACGGCCAGCCUGGAACCGAAUCGCAGUCCCAUCAAGACAUCGCAGUCCAUGAGUCCCAUUGGGCUGACCACAGAGGUUUUCGUUAUACCCAAUAGUCGGAGCAUGAUAUUGAUCAGCAGCAGCAAUCACAAUAGCAAUGCAAGUAGUCCAAGAUCGGGUCUCUUGCAAGAUGUUAGCACAUAGAGUGAUCUCCCAUCGAGUUCUCUCUCUCUCCCCCUCAGUCUCUCUUACAAUUAGCUGUCUAUAUCCACUAAAAUAUGUGUACAUAUGUAUAAAUAAUAUCAGAAGCUAGUCCUUCUCUUACUAGAUCUCGCAUUUAAUAUAUACCUAUAUAUACUAUACAUACUGUAUACUUA